AAACUAUGGUAACUCAUAUAUUGUGAAUUUGUGAUGGCAAACUUGAUGUAUUUUAAGGUGAGUGUAGGUGCGUUUGCUAAUCAAAAAGUUAUAAUUUAUACGCACCAGUUAUAAUAACAACCAAGACAAUUUGUUCAUACAUCAUAUCUAUGCAACUUGGGCUUAAUAUUGUACAUUAGAUGUACUUUUAUAAUAGGUAUAAAUAAGACAUGUCUUUGUAAUUGGGCAAUUUUAUACACGUACCAAUGUACCAUUUUAAUUGUAUACUUGGUAACAAAAUAUGUGUCAACUCAUUUGUUGGUAUAUACUUUUGUAAGUAUCUGUUAUCUCUUCUACACUGUUCAUCACUUGUAAUAUAUGUAGUGUUGUAUGCAACAUCCAACACACUCACUGAGUUGCACAAAUGGACUCAAAAAACUUGAUUCGAUUUCUCUUCUUCACUUUCAUCAUCGCCCUUCUCCUCCUCCUCACUCUCACCAACAUCCCCUAUCCCCUCCCACUCUCCGACAACAGCGCGUUACUCGACUGCGCCACCAACUCACGGCGGUGCACCAUCAAACAACCACCCAAACCCACCACCCGUCUCCACACAACCGACCUACCCCACCACCCGCUCGACCCCCUCACCCUAACCGAACUCAACAAAGUCCGCUCCAUCCUCCUCUCCCACGCCCUCUUUUCAAACUCCAACUCUUUCGCGUUCCACUCCAUCGUCCUCGACGAGCCAGACAAGACUGUCGUGCUGGAGUGGAGCCACGGCGAUGCACUGCCACCUAGAAAGGCGUCAAUCAUCGCACGUGUCAACGGUAAGACUCAUGUUCUCACCGUUGACAUUACCACUGGAGUGGUAACUCCAGUGGACGUAGGGGAACACUCUGGUUACCCCACCAUGACUAUUGAGGACAUGACGUCCUCGACAUGGGCCCCGCUUGGGAACGCGGAGUUCAACCGUACGAUCAUGGCACGUGGCAUUGAUCUAAAGGAUCUAGCUUGUCUCCCUAUUUCACUAGGGUGGUUCGGAAAAAAAGAGGAGAAUCGACGGUUGAUUAAGGUACAAUGUUAUUCAAUGGACGGUACAGCUAAUUUUUACAUGCGACCGAUCGAAGGGCUGACAGUUGUUCUUGAUAUGGAUACAAAACAAGUGGUUGAGAUUAGUGAUAAGGGGAGGAACAUCCCGAUACCAAAGGCCGCCGGUACAGACUAUCGUUUCUCCGCACAAAACACUAAACAUAAUUUAGUUAACCCAAUAUCCAUAGAGCAACCAAAAGGUCCAAGUUUUGUUAUAGAAAAUGAGCAUCUAGUGAAAUGGGCAAAUUGGGAAUUUCACCUUAAAUCCGACCCGAGGGCGGGUGUGGUGAUUUCUCGGGCCCGGGUUAAGGACCCGGGUACGGGGGAGAUAAGGAAUGUGAUGUAUAAAGGGUUCACUUCGGAGCUAUUUGUUCCGUAUAUGGAUCCUACCGACGCUUGGUAUUUUAAGACUUAUAUGGAUGCGGGCGAAUAUGGGUUCGGGCUUCAGUCGAUGCCGCUCGACCCGCUUAAUGAUUGCCCACGUAACGCGUAUUAUAUGGAUGGGGUGUUUGCCGCGGGUGAUGGGAAACCGUACGUUCGAGAGAAUAUGGUUUGUGUUUAUGAGAGUUACGCAGGAGAUAUAGGGUGGCGACACUCGGAGAGUCCGAUAACCGGAAUGGAGAUAAGAGAAGUGAGACCAAAGGUGACGCUAGUUGUAAGGAUGGCAGCUUCCGUCGCUAAUUAUGAUUAUAUAGUCGAUUGGGAGUUUCAAAUGGACGGAUUGAUCCGAGUCAAGGUUGGCUUGAGUGGAAUCUUGAUGGUGAAAGGCACUUCUUAUGACAACAUGAACCAAGUAAACCAACCGGAAAAUCUUUACGGCACACUCUUAUCGGAAAAUGUCGUCGGAGUCAUCCACGACCACUACAUCACCUUCUACCUCGACAUGGAUGUAGACGGGCCCGACAACUCUUUUGUCAAAGUUAACCUUAAGCGGGAAACAACCUCGCCUGAGGAGUCUCCUAGGCUAAGUUACUUGAAAGCCGUUAGAAAUGUCGCUAAGACUGAAAAAGACGCACAAGUAAAACUAAAACUUUAUGACCCGUCUGAGUACCAUAUUGUUAACCCAUCUAAAAAGACACGGGUGGGUAAUCCAACCGGGUACAAGUUGGUUCCUGGUGGGACCGCUGCUAGCUUACUAGAUCUUGAUGACCCGCCUCAGAAACGAGGUGCCUUUACAAAUAAUCAAAUUUGGGUUACCCCGUAUAACAAAAGUGAGGAGUGGGCCGGCGGAUUAUUUACUUAUCAGAGUCAUGGCGAUGACACUCUUGCCGUUUGGUCCGAAAGGGACCGAGCUAUAGAAAACAAGGACAUUGUAAUGUGGUACACAUUAGGGUUUCAUCAUGUUCCGUGCCAAGAGGACUACCCAAUCAUGCCGACUGUAUCAUCGAGUUUUGAUUUGAAGCCCGUUAACUUUUACGAUAGCAAUCCUAUUCUCAACAUCCCACCACAUUUUGAGAAAGAUUUGCCAGUUUGUAACGCGGCUGCUUCCGCUGCUUAGUUGCUUAAACUUUUAAAAAGAUAUUUGGCAAUGUAGGAAGUUGUAGAACCGAAUUCGUCAAUAUUUAAUAACGGUUUGAGGCAUUUUUGUCUCUUGGUUGAUC
This is a messenger RNA of Helianthus annuus (common sunflower), 2669 nucleotides long. RefSeq names its product primary amine oxidase. The record is from RefSeq and is a predicted model, not a curated record. The transcript is spliced from 4 exons. NCBI's taxonomy places the organism in Eukaryota, Viridiplantae, Streptophyta, Magnoliopsida, Asterales, Asteraceae. Gene Ontology annotation, biological process: amine metabolic process. The coding region runs from base 404 to 2566 and encodes 720 amino acids. Gene Ontology annotation, molecular function: primary methylamine oxidase activity; copper ion binding; quinone binding.